Messenger RNA from Callorhinchus milii (elephant shark), 3420 nucleotides. It is a transcript of the gene gabrb2a, whose product is annotated as gamma-aminobutyric acid type A receptor subunit beta2a. NCBI's taxonomy places the organism in Eukaryota, Metazoa, Chordata, Chondrichthyes, Chimaeriformes, Callorhinchidae. The transcript has 9 exons. Bases 226 to 1671 code for a protein of 481 amino acids. Gene Ontology annotation, cellular component: GABA-A receptor complex; neuron projection; synapse. Gene Ontology annotation, molecular function: neurotransmitter receptor activity; GABA-A receptor activity; extracellular ligand-gated monoatomic ion channel activity. The record is from RefSeq and is a predicted model, not a curated record. Gene Ontology annotation, biological process: nervous system process; signal transduction; regulation of membrane potential.
CCUGUCCCCCCUGUGUGUGUGUGUGUGUUUGGGAGGUUUGGUGCUCAGUCAAACCCGCUUUGCCCACAUCCACCAGCUUUGAUGUUGUGAGGGCUGUGCGCAGGCGCGUCCCCCACCUUGGAAUUACUGCACUGGAGAAGAAUAAGUUGGAUCUUCUCUCUCUUUCUGUCUUCGUUGGGAAAAAAAAACCCUCAGAAAAAAAAAAAUCAUCUGAGAACUUAAGGGAUGAUGAGAGUUCGGAAAAGGGGCUUCUUUAGGGCUUUGUCGUUCCCCUUAUUAGUAGCGAUGGUCUGUGCCCAAAGUGUCAAUGACUCUGGGAAUAUGUCAUUGGUGAAGGAGACGGUGGACAGACUGUUGAAUGGAUAUGACAUCCGUUUGAGGCCAGAUUUUGGAGGUGCUCCUGUAGCUGUUGGGAUGAACAUAGACAUUGCCAGUAUAGAUAUGGUUUCUGAAGUCAAUAUGGAUUAUACCCUGACGAUGUACUUCCAGCAGGCUUGGCGAGACAAGAGACUAUCCUAUUCAGAAAUACCCCUGAACCUGACAUUGGAUAACAGGGUGGCCGAUCAGCUCUGGGUUCCAGAUACAUAUUUCCUGAAUGAUAAAAAAUCUUUUGUGCACGGUGUCACUGUAAAGAACCGAAUGAUACGUUUGCAUCCGGACGGCACAGUUUUAUACGGUCUCAGAAUCACUACGACGGCGGCUUGCAUGAUGGACCUGCGGAGAUACCCGUUAGACGAGCAGAACUGUACACUUGAAAUAGAGAGCUAUGGAUACACUACAGAUGACAUUGAGUUCUACUGGCGUGGAGGUGAUAACGCAGUGACUGGAGUGGAAAAGAUUGAGUUGCCACAGUUUUCUAUUGUUGAUUACCACCUAAUAUCCAAGAACGUUGUUUUUUCUACAGGUUCUUACCCUAGGCUCUCCCUCAGUUUCAAGCUCAAAAGAAACAUUGGCUACUUCAUCCUGCAAACCUACAUGCCCUCGAUACUGAUCACCAUCCUCUCGUGGGUGUCUUUCUGGAUUAAUUACGAUGCUUCUGCUGCACGAGUUGCUUUAGGUAUUACAACGGUGCUUACUAUGACCACAAUCAACACCCAUUUACGAGAAACCCUUCCAAAAAUCCCCUAUGUCAAAGCCAUUGACAUGUACUUGAUGGGCUGUUUUGUAUUCGUGUUCCUGGCCCUGCUGGAGUAUGCCCUGGUGAACUAUAUCUUUUUUGGGAGAGGGCCACAACGCCAGAAGAAGAUAGCGGAGAAGACAGCGAGUGCCAACAAUGAGAAAAUGAGAGCAGAAGCUAAGAGUUGUCAUCCUUUUCAUUCCCAGAUGGAUCCACACGAAAACAUUCUGCUGAGCACGCUUGAAAUUAAGAACGAGAUGAGCGCGGCCGAGAUGACGAUGGGGAUCACCGAUCCCAGGAGCACCAUGAUGCCGUACGACACGUCCGGGAUCCAGUACAGGAAGUCAGGAUUGUCCAGGCACGGCUUUGGCAGGAGCGCUUUGGAAAGACACGUGGCCCAAAAGAAGAGCCGGCUAAGGAGGCGCGCUUCGCAGUUGAAAAUCAACAUACCUGAUUUGACUGAUGUGAACGCCAUUGACAAGUGGUCACGGAUGAUCUUUCCCCUCGUUUUUGGGUUCUUCAAUGUGGUCUACUGGCUCUAUUAUGUCAAUUAAGCUGAAGAAUGUGCACAGACAGUGUCUUUCCACAAAAAAAAUUAUUUGUUUCGCAGCAAAAGUGGAACCUUCGUUUUGAAACUGAGAUUGUUCAGGACAAAAUUUUGCAUGCACUUUAACUCCUUAAUGGCUGGCUCGAUUUGGACUCUUCAUUGGUUCUGUUUCCGUUUUUAUUGAUACUCAUUUGGGCUGAUAGUUCCAUCUCUUACGCUUGAUACAUUGUGGAGGUUUUUUUUGUUUACUUUAUAUAUAAAAAAAAGAUGUUGCACAGAAGCAGAUGACACCACCAUCACAUCAAAAUAUACCAUUAGUUUAAAAAGAUCAUGGUUUAGAAUGGAGCAGCUGACGCCAAUAUUUAGUUGUUAUUUUACAUUAUAAGGCAAAUAUUUCGUCUUUCAGUUAAUUAUUGGUGAGUAAAUGUGUUUACUCCAGGCCAGCAUUUCCUUUCUUUUAAGCAUCUAGGAGUCACCAUAUAUUCAACUUUCCAAUGACUCUGCAUGCAGGGCGAUUGACAUCAGUUAUUAACGUAGACAAAGGAGUGUAGCUGUGUCCCACUGAAGAUACUGUGACCCACAAUUUAGAACAGACCAGCAAAGUUACUAACAAUAGAACUGGAACUGCAAUCCCCCCUUUUUCCCUGUAGCAGACCACGUAAAAGCUCAUCGAAUUGAGCCUCUAUAUCGAUCUGACAUCUGGACAUGUAUUUCUGGGCAUUUCAAUUGAUACAGUGUCAAUGAUCACAUAUGCCAUGUCUGUAGAAUCGAUGAUUAAUUCAUACAACUAAACUAACAAGUGGGAUUUUUCUAUACUGACUACGAAAGGGCAGGAAAACCAGCCAAUGUCUGCAAUCAAGUUGCAAAUUCCUUCUCUUACGCAGUGGGAUUGAAAUUCAUGCAAGCCUCUUGGCGAGCAAAGUCUGUGACUCUCUAUCAGAUUUUAAAUAUUGCAAGUCUGAUCGAUUACUUUUCAAUAUCAUUUGGAGAUCCUCAUUGUAACAGACGGUGUCUAAUUCAGUCCUCACCUCGUGAAAGCAGUAUUCUAAUUUGCUAUGUUUCUACAAUGUGGAGAUGAUCAAAAGAACACUAUAACAAUGUCCAACAGCGAUGGAAAGCGGGGUAAAUGAAUUUGCUCACGUAUAGAAUCGUGUGACUCAAGGUAGAAGCUUUGGAGUGAGCUGACAAAUAUACAGGGAGCCUAUCUGAUCACCAGUUUUAGAAAACGAAACACAUUUUUUAAUUUCAAUCCUAAUGUACAGUAUUUAAGCAUCAAUAGGACUUACAUUCCAACAGCAUUCUCUAUUCUGGGUUGAAAAACAAUGUCUCCUUAGAAUCACAUCAACUUUAUUUUUUUGUAAUUUUUAACAUGUGCCAAAUUAUUGUUCUCUUUGUUUAAUUAAAACGCACACUUUGUAUUUAUUGAGUUGCAGAUCAUGUUUCUAUUGUGGCUUUGGCCACUAUUUUCCUUCUUCCUACAAAGCCCUGUAUAACUUGCUAGCUGUAAUCUGCAACUACAAUCACAGGGUUGGAAUCAGUGUUAAGUUACUUGAAUUGUUUAAACUUAAGUAUGUCCCAUUGAAAAGGGAUAGAAAGGUAAUGUAUUUCCCAUUAUUGUGGAAUAGUUGUAAAGGGAGCACUUUCAGUUUCAUACGUUUACAUAUCUCUUAAACAUAGGCCUCCAGGAGGCUGAGCAAAAGUUAUAUAUUGAUUUUAAAUGUUGUAAAUUUAUAUGUUGUAAAUUACUAGUAUAUUU